AUGCAACCGAAAGGGAAUUCUCUAGAGGAUACCCUAAAAGCUUUUAUGGACGCGCAAAAUAAAACGAAUCAAAAGGUUGAUUCGAUGCUCACACAGCUGGUGGAAGAGAACAAGGAAAUCAAAAGUCAGAUCACAAAGCUGACAGAAGCUUUAACCGUUCAGGAGCGCGGUAGAUUUCCAUCACAAGCCCAGUCCAAUUUGAGAGGACAACACAUGGCUCAAACUUCCAACUCUGAAGGUCAAAAUAUCAAGGAAAUUAACCCCAUCUCUACUCGAAGUGCUAAGAAUUUAGACACACCAUCGACAAGUACAACCACUUUGAGUAAUGAAGAAUCGGCUCAGGAAAAAGAAGAUCCAACUAAAAUUCCGAUCAAUCUUCCCUUACUACACGUGAUCAAGCAAGUGCCGGCCUACGCCAAAGUUAUCAAGGAUCUGUGCACCAUAAAGAGAAAGCACCACGUCAAGAAGAUUGCAUUCUUGACGGAACAAGUGAGCGUGGUGAUUAAGCAGAAGACACCGCCGAAGUAUAAAGAUCCAGGUUGUCCUACCAUUUCUUGCCAGAUCGGGACACAUGAAUUCGGCCAAGCGUUACUAGACCUAGGAUCGUGUGUGAACCUCAUGCCUUAUUCGGUCUACUCGCAAUUGGGUCUUGGAGAGAUUAAGCCCACAUCUGUGGUUCUGCAACUGGCCGAUAGAUCCAUUAAGAGACCACGGGGAAUAGUAGAAGACGUUCUAUUACAAAUCGACAAGUUUUAUUACCCCGUGGACUUUAUUGUCUUGGAUACAUAA
Messenger RNA from Morus notabilis, 789 nucleotides. RefSeq lists its product as uncharacterized. The record is from RefSeq and is a predicted model, not a curated record. NCBI's taxonomy places the organism in Eukaryota, Viridiplantae, Streptophyta, Magnoliopsida, Rosales, Moraceae. Bases 1 to 789 code for a protein of 262 amino acids. The transcript has 2 exons.